Triticum urartu is the source of this 865-nucleotide messenger RNA. RefSeq lists its product as uncharacterized. The record is from RefSeq and is a predicted model, not a curated record. Lineage: Eukaryota; Viridiplantae; Streptophyta; Magnoliopsida; Poales; Poaceae.
UCCUCCGCCCCCCUCCCCCCCCCCAAAACGCCAAAACCCAAACCCCACCCGGCGAGGAAUCGGCGCAAUGCUGGAGGCGGCGAUCCCCGCGCUGUGGAGCACCGUCCACGGCUGGUUCACCCCGUGGGUGCUCUUCCUCGUGCUCAACAUCGUCAUCGGCACCAUCGCCGUCACCUCCAAGGCCUCGCCCCCGGCGGGGGGCGGGGAAGGCGCCGCGGCCGCGGCCGGCGGCGAGAGGAGGAGCCUGUCCCGCGUGCCGUCAAUGGCGCUCGACCGGCUCCGCUCGUUCAACAUGUCCCGCUUCACCGCCCCCGCCCCGGAGGCCCCGGUGAGCGGGGUGCUGGAUCUGGGGUCUGACGAGCAGCUGCCGCCGCUCGAGAUGGAGCCGGAGGCUCAGGGCGAGCUGGAGCACGAGCACGUGCACAUGGAAAGGAGCAUGUCCGAGGCGGCGGCCGAGGCCGAGCUCCCGCGGCUGCCGGCGCGGCUCCGCAAGUCGGCAAGCGACAGUCGGCGUUCGCACACUUCGUGGCCGAGGAGGACACCGAGGUGGUGGAGGCGCGCAGGCCGGCGACGACGAGGGACGGGGAGCGCCGCCGCCGCCCCCUGGCGGCGGAGCCGGAGGAGCCGGUGUCGGAGGAGGAGAUCGAGGAGGCCGGCGGCGAGGUGGACGCGCGCGCGGACGACUUCAUCAACAAGUUCCGCCACCAGCUGAAGCUGCAGCGCAUCGACUCCUUCAUGCGCUACCGGGAUACGCUCCGCCGCAGCCAGCCGACGACGGCCGCGGCGGGCGCCGAGCAGUAGAGCGAGUCCGGAGAGACCAGACCCAGGGGGCUAGAUGCAAGAAUGAGAAGAGAUUCGGGGAGGA